Chara braunii is the source of this 3353-nucleotide messenger RNA. The record is from the annotation of a GenBank genome assembly. NCBI's taxonomy places the organism in Eukaryota, Viridiplantae, Streptophyta, Charophyceae, Charales, Characeae.
AGGCCCUCAAGGGCCAAACAUGGAGGUCAUCCAUGCAGGCUUUGGAACAACACUUGACUAGUCUGUUCACCACUCCGGAUCUGGGAAUGACUGACGUAUCUUGUAUGGAUGUAGUCAUGGGAGUGGCCCCUAAAGAUUACCUCUCCCUGCUAGCACUCAAGGACCAUGCCACCUGGCGAGAGCUCAUGAAGGACCUAGUCGACCUAGAGGCCAAGGACCUCGCCAGGCGCAAGAAGGCGCCUGCUGCAGGUGGGAAACCACAACGCAAGCGGUUUGGAAGCAGCAACCAGCUUGCACUGCAUGAUCAUCGGGAGGCUGACGAUCAGUCCUAUGCGGAUGAUCUAUCUCUAGAUGACGAUCUAGAGCCGGACUCCGAUAUGGGCUGUUCCACAUCAGCCAUUGAGUGUGACAGAAAUGAUGAUGAGAAACUUAAUGCAUUCAGAAAGACUGCUUCAAAUAAGGGGCCUAACCGUGGUUCAGGAUUGCUAUCGUCUUCAGGGAAACAGGCAAGGGGCGUAGAGGAGUCAUCAGCACUCUCUACAGCAAGGGAAGCUGGGCAGUCAGUUGCAGGACCUUCCGAGGAGCCUGGAUCUGAUCAGCAGCGUGCUCUUGAAGCCCAAACUAAUGCUGAAUCCAAGGCUGAUGCAGUCCAAGUGUUGUACAUUGAGCCUUGGGAGGAGUCUAAAGAGGUCGACCUCCACGCCCACAUGAAGCAUUGGCUGCAGCUCAAGCAGCAACGCCGUGUUCAAGGGAGCGUGGAGCUGACUUUCUUUAAACUACUCAUUAACCGCCGAUACAUUCAUGUGCUGAUUGACAGUGGUUCGACCACUGAUUUCUUCUCUCGGAAUGGGAUUCGUAAGGCGGGUCUGGGUAUGAAGCAAGUGGAACUGCAGAACCCUUGUCGGACUCAGGUGGGCAACCAAGAGGUUGUCACUUCCACUCAUGCUGUCAAAGGUGUGCGCAUCACCUUUGACAAAGAUCGCACUGACACACAUGAGCUGAAUUUUUACGUUCUGGACAAGUGUCCUUUCGACGCGGUCAUUGGCUUGGGCUGGCUAAAGGCUCAUUGCCUAAGGACCACAUGGGCGGACAACCAGUUCGUGGUACUUGACGCCAAGGGGAACGAGCGUACCGUCUUGUUAGAUGAGACGCGCGAGUCCCCUGUGACUCUUCUCCGUGCUAACAAAUUCUGCAGGCCUAGCGAGUCUGAGUUUGGCGCACCUGUUUUGUUUGUACCAAAGAAAGAAGGUAAACUCCGGAUGUGUAUUGAUUAUCGUGGCCUGAAUCGGAUCACCCGAAAGAAUGUGUAUCCUUUGCCCCGCAUUGAUGAUCUGCUAGAUGCGCCAGGUGGGUGCAAGGUUUUCUCCAAGAUCGACCUCAAGUCUGGCUACCACCAAAUUGAAGUUGAUCCGAGCGACCAGCACAAAACUGCGUUCAAGACACGCGAUGGGCUAUACGAAUUCAUCGUUAUGCCCUUCGGACUGACAAAUGCGCCAGCCACAUUUCAGUGCCUCAUGGACAAGGUACUCCGCCAUCAGCUUAACAAGUUUGUGGUUGUGUACCUUGACGACAUUCUGAUUUUCAGCAAGUCCAUGGAUGAGCACGUCAAGCAUCUUGAGGAGGUUUUGCAAGUCCUCAAGGAAGCUCAACUGCACCUCAACUUAGAAAAAAUUGAGUUUGGCAGGGACAGUGCCAUCUAUCUUGGGCACCGGUUGUCUGCAAACGGCCUUGAGCCGGAGGCAACCAAGGUUGAGGUCAUUCAAAACUGGCCUCAACCGGCGAACGUACGCGAACUGCGUUCUUUUCUCGGUUUGGCUUCCUAUUACCGGAAGUUUGUACCCAGAUUUUCUAUUAUUGCUCAUCCGCUCUCAAGACUAACCAGCAAUAAUGUUGCCUAUGCAUGGUGUGAGAAGUGUGAGUCUGCGUUCCAAGCCUUGAAAGAGGCAUUGGUGAGUCAUCUUGUGCUUCACAUUGCAGAUCCCAAUCUCACGUUCGUAGUCACUACGGAUGCGAGCCAGUUCGGGAUUGGUGCAGUGCUGCAACAAGAUGAUGGUGAUGGCCUGUGUCCGCUCGAGUAUUACAGCAAACGCAUGCCCAGCCACAAGGUAGCUACUUCCACAUAUAUGCGUGAGCUUAACGCCCUGCACGAAGCCCUAGCACAUUGGAAGCACUACCUCUUGGGUCGCCACUUCAAGGUCUACUCUGAUCAUCAGACCUUGCAGUGGAUUCAAACACAAUCUGAACUCUCUCCUACAUUGACGCGCUGGUUGCAUGACAUUGAUGUUUACAGUUUCGAGUUGAAACAUAAGAAAGGUUGUUAUAACCGGGUUGCUGAUGCAUUGUCCCGCCAUCCUGAAUUCUUGACUUGCCUUGUGGGUUCAUACGACCUCCAAAGGAAACUGAAGGAGGAUCUGGUUGAACACACCGCCAGGGAUCCGGACCUCAGUCCCAUCCUUGAGCAGCUCAAGGCUGACCCCAACAGUCAGCCUGAUUUUCACGAAUGCAAGGGUCUUGUAUUCCGCCGGUACGGAAAGUUUGAUCGUUUGUGUGUUCCCAACCAUGCGCCUCUCCGGACUCAUUUCCUGGAUUUGGCACAUGGUCGGAGCGGACAUUUCGGCUUUGAGAAGACUUAUGGAAGUCUUCUGCAGCAGUUUGAUUGGCCAGGGAUGAAAGGAUCUGCUCAUAAAUUUAUUGUUGAAUGUCUGGUAUGUCAGAGAACCAAGGUCCACAGGCAUAAGCCUUAUGGCCUGCUAAGACCCCUCCCCAUUCCUGAUGGACCCGGUGAAUCGAUCUCCAUCGACUUCACGGACAUGGGAAAGGUGAGUACAGUAGGGAAUUCACAGGUCAUGGUCAUCGUGGAUCGUUUCUCCAAAUUUCUGAAUUUGAUCCCUUUCCCUCCCCAUGCACCAACUGAACUUGUCAUUGAGGAAUUCCAUCUGCAGUACAUUCUGCAGUUUGGCGUCCCGAAAACUAUUGUGAGUGAUCGGGACACCAGAUUCAUCAGCAAAGAUUGGAAGGACUUCACGUCGCAGAUCUAUGACAUUAAACUGAACAAGACUUCUGGUCGACACCCCGAAGCCAAUGGAUUGGCUGAGGAGAUCAACCAAACUGUCAUCCAACUACUCCGCGCAUUGAUUGUUCCAGAUCAGAACUCGUGGGACAAGGAGCUGCACAAGGUAAAGGGACUGUAUAACAAUUCCAUUCACUCUGCAACUGGUGCGACACCAAACCAGCUGCACUAUGGAUGGCUGAUGCGCAAUCCCCUCUCCUAUCUGUUCCCCUAACGGUCACGUGGUCUGAUGCCCGGCAUGCCUGGCUACAAUGUCAAGUACGCACGCUUGCUCAAAACUGUG